This is a messenger RNA of Macadamia integrifolia, 1303 nucleotides long. RefSeq names its product galactinol synthase 2-like. Gene Ontology annotation, molecular function: glycosyltransferase activity. Lineage: Eukaryota; Viridiplantae; Streptophyta; Magnoliopsida; Proteales; Proteaceae. The transcript is spliced from 3 exons. The record is from RefSeq and is a predicted model, not a curated record. The coding region runs from base 137 to 1129 and encodes 330 amino acids.
GACUCUCCAUUUCCAAAUUUCAAAUCCUUCGUUUUCUUACCCUGAGAAACAUCUCAUUACCUUCAGUGCGUUCUUCCUCGCAGUCUCUCCCCUGUCUACCAAUUAACCUUAUUUAUUUCAAUCUCCAACGAUAUUCAUGGCUUCCAAUACUUUAAGCACCACCACCCUGAACUAUGUUGUCACUAAGCCUGCCAUUUCACCAAGCAGAGCCUACGUUACCUUCUUGGCAGGUAACGGAGACUACAUCAAGGGCGCUGUGGGUCUGGCCAAGGGGCUUAAGAAAGUGAAGAGCGCUUAUCCGCUGGUGGUGGCCGUCCUACCGGACGUUCCGGCAGAGCAUCGCCAGAUUCUGGAGUCACAGGGAUGCAUCGUCAGGGAGAUAGAGCCCGUGUACCCACCUGAGAAUCAAACUCAAUUCGCCAUGGCUUAUUACGUCAUCAACUACUCCAAACUCCGUAUCUGGGAGUUCGUGGAGUACUCCAAGAUGGUAUACUUGGAUGCGGACAUUCAAGUAUACGACAACAUAGAUCACCUUUUUGAUCUUCAAAAUGGCUACUUUCACGCAGUAAUGGACUGUUUCUGCGAGAAGACAUGGAGCCACACUUCACAGUACAAGAUCGGGUACUGCCAGCAGUGCCCGGACAAGGUCAAGUGGCCUGCAGAGAUGGGCUCACCACCUGCCCUCUACUUCAACGCCGGCAUGUUUGUGUUUGAGCCCAGCAUCUCCACCUCCGACGAUCUCUUGAAGACUCUUCAAGUCACAUCCCCCACGACUUUUGCAGAGCAGGAUUACCUCAACAUGUUCUUCAAGGACAUCUACAUGCCCAUCCCUCCAGUCUACAAUCUGGUGGUGGCCAUGCUAUGGCGUCACCCUGAGAAUAUCGAUUUGGAUAACAUGAAAGUCAUCCAUUACUGUGCUGCGGGAUCAAAGCCCUGGAGAUACACGGGUAAGGAAGAGAAUAUGGACAGGGACGACAUAAAGAUGCUGGUGAACAAGUGGUGGGACAUUUACAACGACGAGACUUUGGAUUACAGGAAUCCGGCGGAGGGCGAGGCCCGGCAGCCAUUCUUAACGGCAUUGUCAGAGGCAGGUUUUGUCAACUACGUUAAGGCACCGUCUGCUGCUUAGGCUAGGGGUCCUGACUCCUGAGUAUUAGCCAGGAAGGCCCGGUUUGAUUUAUGCCCAAAGUGGGUUUUUUUUCUUUUUCUUUAUUUUUUGUGAAGUCGCCAAAUUAUUGAUUGGAAAUAUAUGUAAGGAUGUAAUGGUUUGUUACAUUAAUAUUUAAAUUUGGAUUUAUAUCUA